UCCUUUAUCCAACCGUAACUUCCGCCUGUUGGAGGGAGCACAUGCAUCAGUGUAUUAUAAAUAAGCAGUAUCCUAUAAAAUUGUCGACUGGUCAACACGAUCAUUUUGUAUAUUUCGAGACAUUUUUAUACUGACCACAACCAAACUUUUAUUUCACAGUCCAAAGAUUUUUUUCUUACACAGUGAAUAAUGGCAGAAAUGGAACAGCAGAAUUCAUCUCCACAGCAGACAAAUUUGAUAAUAAAUUACUUGCCUCAAUCCCUGACGGAUGAAGAGUUUCGUUCUAUGUUCUUAAGCAUUGGUCCAAUUAAAAAUUCCAAAAUUGUUAGAGAUAAACAAACCGGAUACAGCUAUGGAUUUGGCUUUAUUGACUAUCAGAGUGCAGUCGAUGCAGCAAGAGCUAUUGAAUCCCUAAAUGGAUUACAACUACAGAAUAAGAGAAUAAAAGUUGCGUAUUCAAGGCAAGGGGGUGAAGACAUCAAACAAGCUAAUGUUUACAUCACAAAUGUUCCAAGACAUUGGAAAAGUGAACAGCUACAAGAACACUUUGGUCAGUUUGGAAAUAUUGUUUCAUGUCGAGUAAUUAUUGAUGAAAGAACUGGAUUUUCCAAAGGGAUUGGUUUUAUUCUUUAUAAUCUGAAAGAGGAUUCUGAAAAAGCUAUUGCAUCAAUGAAUGGUAAAGUUCCAGAAGGUGGAGAAAUGCCAAUGUUAGUUAAACUGGCAGAUGACAAUGCCAAAAAGGUGCGACCACCACCUGUGCAGUUUUUACCAGCUCCUCCAAUGGCUGGUCGAUACCCUCAUGGGCCAAUGAGAAGCAUGGGUAACAGAUUCUCACGAUAUAAUCCAAUAGGAGGCUCUAAUUACAAUGCUCCCCCAGUUGGUGCAGGUCCAUACAUUCUCUAUGUCUAUAACAUUGGUGACAAUGCAAACGAACAAAUGCUAUAUCAGUUAUUUAGUGCAUAUGGAAAUGUUCAGAAAGUGAAUGUUAUCUAUGAUGGUCAGCGUCAAAAGUGUAAAGGCUAUGGCUUUGUGACAAUGACAAAUUGGGAAGAAGCAGAAACAGCAAUCAGUUGUCUCAAUGGCUAUUGGGUCCAAGGAAGAGAACUUCAAGUCUCAUAUUUUCUGAAGAGGUCAACAGAAAGUAUGAUGCAGGCACAACAGAUGGAAAAUCCAGUUCCAGGCCUGGAACACAAACUAAUUAUCAACUAUUUGCCACAGUCCCUCACAGACGAGGAGUUCCAUUCCAUGUUCCUGAGUAUUGGUCCAAUAUCCAGUUCAAAAAUUGUUCGCGACAAGGCCACAAAUUACAGCUAUGGGUUUGGUUUUAUUGAAUACAUGAAUCCUGCAGACGCUGGGAAAGCAAUACAAUCACUCAAUGGUCUUAAAUUGCAAAAUAAAACCCUGAAAGUAGCAUAUUCAAGGCCAAGUGGAGAUAGCAUCAAAGGGGCAAAUUUAUAUAUUACAAACAUUCCAAAGCAUUGGAGUAAUGAGGACUUAAAGAAUGGUUUUCUUAAAUUUGGAAACAUUGUCCAAGCUCGUUUACUGAUAGAUCAUAACACAAAUUUAUCCAAAGGUGUUGGAUUUGUUCUUUUUGAUCAGAAAUCCCAUGCUGAUGAUGCCAUGGAAAGCAUGAAUGGACAGAUCCCAGAGGGUGGAACAACUGCACUGACAAUAAAAAAGGCUGAUGAUAAUGCUAAGAAAGUAAGGGCUCCUGUUCAACAAAUGUUCUUGCCACCAGCAGGUCGUAAUUUAGCUGGGGGUCCCAUUCGAAACAACAUGGCUAGCAAUCGUUUUGCUGGCACAAGGUACAAUCCAAUGGGUGGAGGAAGACCCUAUCAGCAGAACUAUGGUAAUCAAGGUUAUGGUGGUGGAAUGAUGGGAAAUCAAGGUCAUGUUCCACAAGUUCCUGGAGGAUGUGUACUGUAUGUGUACAACAUUGGUAACGAUGCCAAUGAAAGAUUACUAUAUCAGCUGUUCAGUCCAUAUGGAAAUGUGAUGAAAGUGAAUGUCAUCUAUGAUAGUCAAAAGGGUCAGUGUAAAGGAUAUGGAUUUGUCACAAUGGGUACAUAUGAAGAGGCAGAGAGUGCUAUUUAUAGUCUCAACGGAUAUUGGUAUAAUGGCAGAGAACUUCAAGUGUCCUAUUACAAUAAAUAACUUUUUUUUUCAUUUGAAAAGAACAUUCAUUGACUUUUUGUUUAUAUCAUGUAAACACACAUGUAACAUUAAAUUCACUAUUGAAUAAACCGUGGGUCAUUUUAUGCAGUUAUUUCCAGUUUCUUUCUGUUAAGGGUCCAAUUAAAAUAAAAAAAUUAUCAAAGUGAUCCCUGUUACUAAAUAAUGGCUGAGUUUUGAAUUUUCAUACAUCAUGUACAUGAAUUAAAAAAAAAAUCACACACUUAAGUGGAACAUUUCUUACAAUUUGGUAGUGGGUCAUUUCUGGUUAGUUGGGUUGCUAAAUAAAAUGGAACAAGCAUUCAACUUCUUAAUUUUUGUAUUUGCCAGUGAUUUUUUUUUUCAUGACUUGCUUGAUAUUUUCAAUGUUACUGUCUUCAAUCUACAUGAUUUAGAUUUACACAUUUGUUAAAGUGUCAUUCUAUCGAUAAAUUUCAUAAAUUUCAUAAAUGUAUAGAUAAAUAGUACUUAAAAAAAAUCACUUCAAUUGUCAUGGCACCAGGCCACUUCAUUAAAACUAUAUGUUUUAAACGGUGGCAGGUUUGUUUUAAUUAAUUCAAUGUAUUUGAUGUGAUUUACAUUCUUUCAAAUAAUCAGUUUAUUGACAUUCAUCACAAUUUUAAAAGUAAAUCAUAUGACCAGUGAAUGAAUGCUUUUGUCCACAGACUUAACUUUUUUUUAGAAGAAAAUAAUGGGUUCAUUGCUUUUAAUCACUGCUUACAGACAAUUAACAAAACAAAUUAAUCAAAGAAAAGUCUGAACUUUGUUUGAUAUAAAGAUCUGAAAUACAAGCUAAGUAAACUAGAUUCCUAUAAUUCCCCAAAAAUUGAAUUACUUGGGAACUCUAAAAAUACAUUGUUUACCUUUAACAAUUUAUGUCAAAUAUAUUGUAAAACCUGUAUUAAGAUCUUGUUUUAGCAUGUUUAGCUGGAAAUCAUAUUACAUGUUUUUAUUCAUUUCAUUUCUUGUAAAUAUAUUUCAAAGUCCCAAGAUCAUGAAGAUGAAUAUAUAUUGAAGCUAAUACUUUUUUGAUUAUUCAUUGAAUACAUGUACAUUGUAAAUGGCAGCUUUCUGAUGGUUUUAAAAUGUAUUAAUACUUAUGAAUUCAUAUUUAUGAUUGAUUAUAAAAUUAGUAGAUAUGUAGCUGACAAGUUGUGAAAUUUAAUUAUUAUGACUAUUUAAUAUUUUCUUGUUUUUUUUUAAUACAGUUUUUGUUAAAAUCAUUAGAUAAAAAAAAAUUAAAGAAAAUUUUACUUGUCAAUAUAAACUGUUAAAAUAAAUUACUGAAACAUACAUCUGCAGGCAAGAAUUUUUAGUUGAUGUUCAAUUUUCACACUUUAUGGUACUUAGGAAUUUGGCAAUUUAUUGAGUCAACUUCUGGUUACAACUUUCAUAUUCUUUUUUUAUCAUGUUUAUAGGAUGCACUGUUAAAAUAUAUCUUGUGAAAUUUGUUUUGUCAACCAAAAAUCAUGAAAAUUGUAACAUCUCUGACAAUAUUCACAUCCAAUUAUUUAAUUCUCUAAGUUUAUAGUUAUGUAUCAUUUUCAUAAGCUUUAAUAUCAAUGUUAUGUUACACAUCUACAUUGUUGAAUGUUGAAAUUCAAAAUUUUUGUUUAUGACAUAGUUAAUGUUGUUGAAAACCAAUAAAUGAUUUAAAUGACAAA
Molecule: messenger RNA, 3836 nt
Organism: Mytilus californianus (California mussel)
Lineage: Eukaryota; Metazoa; Mollusca; Bivalvia; Mytilida; Mytilidae
Product: ELAV-like protein 4
Exons: 4
Coding region: 190-2154 (654 amino acids)
Cellular component (GO): ribonucleoprotein complex
Molecular function (GO): RNA binding
Source: RefSeq, a predicted model, not a curated record